Molecule: messenger RNA, 1901 nt
Organism: Cotesia glomerata
Lineage: Eukaryota; Metazoa; Arthropoda; Insecta; Hymenoptera; Braconidae
Product: coiled-coil domain-containing protein 6
Exons: 2
Coding region: 472-1767 (431 amino acids)
Source: RefSeq, a predicted model, not a curated record
GUUUCGCAGGUUAUCUCUUUGCUCUCGUGAAAAAAUUAAGACAUCGCUGCGAAAUAUUACAGAUUUUAUUGUGUGUCUCAAUUUUCUGACAAAUUUUCUCGAUUUUGCGUUUCAUCUAGUUUUCAUUUGUGUAGCUUGGUCAGCCGCUAUCCUCCUUACUAAUUUGAUACUAUACACACACGCGACUGUGAUUAGUUAACAGAAAAUACUUUGAGGGUCACUGUUUGAAUGUUCUGCAAACAGCUGAUUUCUCCAAUCAUUGAUCUCUGCUAUAAACACAUGUUUGUGCCGUUAAACACAUUUGUAUCAUUAAAAAUUAUGUGAUUUAUUCAAUUCACAAAUAUAAAAUAGUUUUUAUGAGUAUAGUUCAAUAAGAGAAAUCAACAAGUAAUAUUUAGAUGAAAUAAUUUAAGCUAAGUGAUUAAUUAAUUCUUUUAUAAAUCACAUUGAAUUUUUUAACUGAAAAAUAAAAUGGCUGACCGCGAUAGUGCAUCCGAAAGUGAUUCAAGUUCGAUAGAUGGAGGACCAAUUAUGAUGCCUCCUUCACCAAUAACUCGAGAGCAAUUGCAGAAACGAAUUGAAUCUCUUCAACAACAUAAUCGAGUACUAAAAGUUGAACUUGAAACUUACAAGCUUCGAGUGAAAGCCCUUCAAGAAGAAAACCGAGGACUUCGGCAAGCCUCAGUAAUUAUUCAAGCUAAAGCUGAACAAGAAGAGGAAUUCAUCAGUAAUACUUUAUUAAAAAAAAUCCAAGCUUUAAAAAAAGAAAAAGAAACAUUAGCUCAUCAUUAUGAGCAGGAAGAAGAAUGCCUCACUAAUGAUUUGUCAAAAAAAUUAAAUCAAUUAAGGCAAGAAAAGUGUAAACUAGAGCAAACUUUAGAACAAGAGCAAGAAUGCUUAGUAAAUAAAUUGAUGAGAAAAAUUGAAAAAUUGGAAGCUGAAACUUUAGCAAAACAGAGCAAUUUAGAGCAACUACGAAGAGAAAAAGUUGAAUUGGAAAAUACUUUAGAACAAGAACAAGAAGCACUUGUGAAUAAGCUAUGGAAAAGGAUGGACAAAUUGGAAGCGGAAAAAAGAAUGCUUCAAAUAAAGUUAGAUCAACCGGUUUCGGAUCCUACGUCUCCUAGAGAAAUAAGUAAUGGUGAUGCAGCAACAAAUCUCAGUACACAUAUACAAACAUUGAGAAGUGAAGUCGCAAGAUUGAGACAUACUCUGUUAAUGUCACAACAAGAACAUACUGAAAAAAUGCAGCGCUACGUUAACGAAGAAAAACAUAUUAAAGAAGAAAAUUUAAGGCUGCAGCGCAAAUUACAACUAGAAGUUGAACGCCGUGAAGCUCUCUGUAGACAUUUAUCAGAAUCUGAAUCUAGUUUAGAAAUGGAAGAAGAACGUCAUUAUAACGAGAUUGUUAUGUCAGGAAGUAAUAUUAGAAAUCGAACAGUAUCAAGUCCUGUACCACACAAUCCAUCACCCAGUUCAUCUAGACCGCUUAGUCCUGGAAUUAAUAUAGUGGGCUCUACUACUGCUCGUGAUAGUUUUACAUCAAAUCGCUGUUUUGCUUGUGGACAGCCAGUAAUAGCUCUUCCAUUUUCUAGUUCUCCACCUUCAAGUACUGCUCUUAUGGCCUCUACUUCAAACAGACGCACUUCUGAUAGAUUUGUCAAACCUGCGAUUCCACCAACUGUAAUAAGUCCAGGAGGGCCGCAAUCAUUGUCACCUAUUACUAAUACAUCUGCUGGCUGCCCAAUGGAUAUAACUAAAACAUAAACUAUUGAUACUAAUUUUCAAAAAAUGUUGCUUUCCAAUAGUUGAAAAUUCACUGUUACAAACUAUAAUUGUUAUCAAAUAACUGAAAUAUUAAGGUCUACGUUCAAUAAAUCAUCGAUUUCUUAUUUGUUAAA